This is a messenger RNA of Porites evermanni, 2708 nucleotides long. The record is from the annotation of a GenBank genome assembly. NCBI's taxonomy places the organism in Eukaryota, Metazoa, Cnidaria, Anthozoa, Scleractinia, Poritidae.
CAUAUCAGUCAUCCCAGUCAGCAGUGUCAUCCCAGCCAUUCAAGCCGUCCUAGUGAUCACAGUCAUCCCAGUCACCCAAGUCAUCCUAGUGAUCUCAGUCAUCCUAGUCACCCUAGUCAUCCCAGUCAUCCUAGUCCCCCUAGUCGGGUGUCUGUAAAACGCGGACCGGAUACCUGCGGAUGGCGGAUGCGGAUGGGAAAAUGCGGAUGAAAAAAUGCGGAUGGAAAAAAAUGCGGAUAACAAAAAAAUUAAGAAGGAAAAAACGAGAAAUGCGGAUGGCAAAAAAAUAAAUAAACAAACAAACAAAGGAAAGAAAUCUUUCUUUCAAGUCGCUGUCACAUGUUUGGACCCUUCACUUACGUACAGGACGUGAUGCCAAUAGUUGACACAGUUUUGUACCCUGUAAUUCCUUUCAUUAAUGUCACAGAAAUAAGGACGCUCCGUUCCUCCUCCUUAAAUGCACACAUACUUGGUGCACUUCUCCAUUGAGUGUUUAGCUUAAGGCUUGUAGGCAACGUAAACAGCUCAAAAAAUCGGCUAGCAAAGGAGGUGAGGCAAAACGAGGACCGGAUACCUGCGGAUGGCGGAUGCGGAUGGGAAAAUGAGGAUAGAAAAAAAUUUGAACAAUAACAAAAACAAAAAAACACAAAUUUGUAUAUAUAAAUUGUGUCACUAAAACAUUUCUUAACAAAACAAAACGUGUAUAACGUUGUGCGGACAACAACAACAAAAAAGGACUAAAUUUCCUCAAAUUAAAAGAAAAUUAGAGAAAACAAACUAAACCAAAAAAUAGGGUGAGCUACGUGAAAAAAUCGGCCUGCUUUGCGUCGCCCAUUUUACGCUUGCCUCCGCUAAAUCGCCAUGUUUCCUCACAAAGGAGCCUGAUCUUCAAAUGGGCUCAUAAUACAAAUCAACUUUCGCUCUGCCUUGACUCUGGUCGACUUUGCCAUAGCAGACAGUUCAGAGAGUGAUUGUGAACUGGAGACACCUGCAGAAGCCCGUUUUUGAGAUCAAAAGCUAAGCUACUGUUACACUAGUUGUCUUCUGUUACACAAUUUCCUCUCGGUUUUGUGUGAAUCGCUCUUGUUUAAUGAGGGUUUUUCUACAGAAAUUCAUUUUCAAGCAAUAUGCCGCACCCUCAACGGAGUCAUUUUUCUGGCCUUCGUUCCAUUUUCACAGUUUUACGAAAAGCUUCCAUCAACAUAUAAAAAAUGCUGAUCUGGUGUAGACAUAGCUAAAAAAUUUAUAUAGUCUUCUUAAGAAGCAGCUUGGUUUUUUUCUGAUUUGCAAUAAUUAAACAUCUUUCCAUGUAGAAAAAAUAUGUUUGGUUGCUGCUUCGCAGAUAGACGGGAGCGGGCCAAAUAAUUCGAAUAUUAUAUAAAUUAUUUUUCGAUUCCCAAUUCUGCCCUUCACGCUUUUAAAAACGAGUUUUAAGUUGCUCGAUACAGACGUUCUAAAAACUCACUGAGAAUAUGUUUUCGAAACUAUUUUGCUGGCAGAAAAAUUCGAAACAAAAACAAAUGAAACAGAAAGUAGCCUUCAUUAAUGCGUUUCCAAGCGACACUUUUUUGCGGGAGUUUAAUUUUGCAGAUUAUUUUUACACCUUGUCGGAAAAUAAUUUUUGCGAUUGAUCAAGAAGUCUGUUUUUUUCUUUCAAUCUGCAGUAUAAUUUGCAAUUUUAAAAAUUCGAACUCAUUAUUCGUGCACUUAUAAAUUCCCAAAGGGUAGAACAGGUAAAAAAUAAAUCCCCAUGAUAGGCGGAUCAGGCGGAGUUGAUUGGCAUCUGCCAAAUCGGAACAUUCGGCCUUUUUUCUGGUUGAUACUCUAAUUUUUUCUGUCUUGAGCCGCUCAAACAAAUAAGUCUUGAAUUGAUUGCCCCGAGAAUAUUCUUUCUGUAAGUUGAGUACACUAUAUCCAGUGAGAGCAAAGAAAUCAUGCCUCCCCUUCUUAGCGCGAUAACAAUGAAAUUCCUAAUAAAGUAAAUGUUAAAAAAAAAUAGCUAUCACUCCCGAAAGUAAAGACAGACUGCUUCGUGAAUUACACCGCUUUAGGAUGCUGGUAUGGUAACAUUCCGCAUUCUGACCCGUGAUUGCAGGGACCACUGGCUCGUUAUUUGGUAAAGAGAAGAAUAUUAAACGGGGCCAGUGCAAAAUAAGCGAACCUUUGCUAGCCGAUUUUUUGAGCUGUUUACCUUGCCUGCAAACCUUAGGCUAAACACUCAAAGGAGAAGUGCACCAAGUAUGAGUGCAUUUAAGGAGGAGGAACGGAGCGUCCUUAUUUCUGUGACAUUAAUGAAAGAAUUACAGGGUACAAAACUGUGUCAACUAUUGGCAUCACUUUCUGUAUUUAAGUGAAGGGUUCAACCAUGUGACAGCGACUUGAAAGAAUGAUUUCUUUCCUUAAUUGUUUGUUUGUUUAUUUCUUUUUGUACCAUCCACAUUUCGCGUUUUUUUUUCUAUCCGCAUUUUCCCAUCUGCAUCCGCCAUCCGCAGGUAUCCGGUCCGCGUUUUACAGACACCCCCCCUAGUCGUCCCAGUCAUCUUAGUCAUUCCAGUCGUCCUAGUCAUCCCAGUCAUGUUCGUAAUCCCAAAAAAAUUCCAGUCAUCUUUGUCAUCUCAGUCAUCCCAGACAGCAGUGCCAUCCCAGUCAUUCCAGUUAUCCCAGUCAUUCCAGUCACCUUAUCCAUCCCAGUCAUUCUUAUCAUCUGA